Messenger RNA from Boleophthalmus pectinirostris (great blue-spotted mudskipper), 1497 nucleotides. RefSeq names its product potassium inwardly rectifying channel subfamily J member 3a (gene kcnj3a). Gene Ontology annotation, biological process: potassium ion import across plasma membrane; regulation of monoatomic ion transmembrane transport. NCBI's taxonomy places the organism in Eukaryota, Metazoa, Chordata, Actinopteri, Gobiiformes, Gobiidae. The transcript has 3 exons. Gene Ontology annotation, molecular function: G-protein activated inward rectifier potassium channel activity. The coding region runs from base 1 to 1497 and encodes 498 amino acids. Gene Ontology annotation, cellular component: plasma membrane. The record is from RefSeq and is a predicted model, not a curated record.
AUGUCUGCACUUCGAAAGAAAUUUGGGGACGAUUACCAGGUAGUGACCACUUCCUCGAGCGGGUCCGGCUUCAGUCAGCCUCCACCGGAGAAGAAGAGAAAGAGACAGCGCUUUGUGGACAAAAACGGGCGAUGUAACGUCCAGCAUGGGAACCUGGGUGGUGAGACCAGCAGAUACCUCUCAGACUUGUUCACGACUCUGGUGGAUUUGAAAUGGCGCUGGAAUCUCUUCAUCUUCAUCCUCACCUACACGGUGGCUUGGCUCUUCAUGGCCUCCAUGUGGUGGUUAAUCGCCUACAUGCGGGGGGACCUCAACAAAGCCCACAACGACCAGUACACGCCGUGUGUGGCCAACGUCUACAACUUCCCCUCAGCCUUCCUCUUCUUCAUAGAGACCGAGGCUACUAUAGGCUACGGCUACAGGUACAUCACGGACAAGUGCCCCGAAGGCAUCAUCCUCUUUCUGUUCCAGUCCAUCCUGGGCUCCAUCGUCGAUGCCUUUCUGAUCGGAUGCAUGUUUAUCAAAAUGUCUCAGCCCAAGAAGAGGGCCGAGACAUUGAUGUUCAGUGAGCACGCCGCUAUCUCCAUGCGUGAUGGCAAACUAACUCUCAUGUUCAGGGUGGGCAACCUGCGUAACAGCCAUAUGGUCUCCGCACAGAUCCGCUGCAAACUGCUCAAAUCCCGGCAAACCCCAGAGGGAGAGUUCCUUCCUCUGGACCAGUUGGAGCUGGACGUGGGCUUCAGCACCGGCGCAGAUCAGCUCUUCCUGGUGUCUCCUCUCACCAUCUGCCACGUCAUCGACACCAAGAGCCCCUUCUACGACCUGUCCCAGCGCUCCAUGCAGACGGAGCAGUUUGAGAUCGUCGUCAUCCUGGAGGGAAUCGUAGAGACCACAGGGAUGACCUGCCAAGCCCGGACGUCCUACACCGAAGACGAGGUACUGUGGGGCCACCGCUUCUUCCCGGUCAUCUCUCUGGAGGAGGGCUUCUUUAAGGUGGACUACUCCCAAUUCCACGCCACGUUCGAAGUCCCAACCCCUCCCUACAGCGUCAAGGAGCAAGAGGAGGCGUUGCUACUAUCAUCUCCGCUCAUGGCUCCCUCUUUGUGCAAUAGCGGGUUGAUGGGGGAUAAGAACACCUCCAUGGACUGCCUGGAGACUCUCGAGGACAAUGACAGCACGACCAAGCUGCCCACCAAACUCCAGAAGAUGACGGGGAGAGACGGAUUGCCGAAAAAGUUGCUACGGAUGAGUUCCACGACUUCGGAAAUGACGUACAGUUUCGGAGACCUCCCGAUGAAGCUGCAGAGGAUCAGUUCGGUCCCGGGGGUGUCCGACGAUAAACAGGGCGCCAAGGCUUCCAAAAUCACAGAGCCCAUGAGCAAGUCGGUGGCGGACUUGCCCCCGAAACUGCAACGACUUGCGGGGGGCCCUGGCGGCAGGAUGGACGGACAUUUACCGCCCAAACUUAGAAAGAUGAACUCCGAUCGCUUUACAUAA